UAUAAAUUAAACAAACCAAAAACAUUCAAUGCAGAGAGAUAGAGAGAGAGAGAGAAUAACAAAUUUUUUUGUUUUAUUGUUGUAACUCUCUUUCUCUUUCCGUCGGUCAAUUAGAUUGGAUCCAAAUUUCGGUUAUUAAGUUCUCUUUCUCAAUCACAAUUCAUUUCUUGCUUGCAACUUAAUUCUAUCUAUUUCUCUCACUUUUCUGCUUGGAGUGAUUCAUCUACUUAGAUCUCUUUUUUUUGAGAUCUGAGAUUUGAUUUAUUUAUUAAAAAGAAGGAGUUGUUGCUUCUGAAGUGGAUUAGGAAUAUUUGAAAGUGGUGAAGUGUUUGAAGUGAUGUGUGUGACUUGUUGAGUUUGGAUUACUAUUUGAUUCCUUAAUUGGAUCUGGGAGGAAAUUGAGGAGGAGACUAUGAUGGACUCAGAAGGGGAAUCUGGGGAUAAGGCAAUGAAGGUGAUGGGUAGCCAAGUCUGCCAGAUAUGUGGUGAUAAUAUUGGUAGCAAUGUUGAAGGCAGUCCGUUCAUUGCUUGUGGUGUUUGUGCCUUCCCAGUUUGUAGGGCGUGCUAUGAGUAUGAAAGGAAAGAUGGGAAUCAGUCUUGCCCCCAGUGCAAGACUCGGUACAGUAAGCACAAAGGUAGUCCUGCAAUUCUUGGAGAUCGGGAAGAGGAUGGUGGUGCUGAUAAUGAUGCCAAUGACUUCAAGUACAAUUCAGAACCUCAGACCCAAAAGCAAAAGAUUGCAGAACGCAUGUUGAGCUGGCAAAUGGCGUAUGGGCGAGGUGAGGAGGUCGAUGCUCCAAAUUAUGAUAAGGAAGUUUCUCACAAUCACGUUCCUCGGCUAACUGGUGGACAAGAGACAUCUGGAGAACUAUCUGCAGCCUCACCAGAGAGGAUGUCAAUGGCAUCUCCUGGAAAUAUUCGUGGGAAACGAGUUCAUAAUCAUCUAUCAUAUUCGUCUGAUCUUAAUCAAUCACCAAAUAUCAGGGUUAUUGAACCAGGAUUGGGAAAUGUGGCAUGGAAAGAAAGAGUUGAUGGCUGGAAAAUGAAGCACGAUAAUAAGAACACUAUUCCAAUGAGCACAGGUCAAGCUACAUCUGAAAGAGGACUCGGAGAUAUUGAUGCCAGUACUGAUGUGCUUUUUGAUGAUUCCUUGUUGAAUGAUGAAGCUCGGCAACCUCUUUCGAGGAAGGUUUCUAUUCCAUCUUCCAGAAUAAAUCCAUACCGUAUGGUUAUUGUUCUGCGGCUUAUUAUCCUCUGCAUUUUCUUGCACUACCGAAUUACAAAUCCUGUACCCAAUGCGUAUGCAUUGUGGUUAAUAUCAGUUAUAUGUGAAAUUUGGUUUGCCUUUUCUUGGAUAUUGGAUCAGUUCCCCAAAUGGCUUCCUGUGAACCGUGAAACAUAUCUUGACAGGCUUUCAUUAAGAUAUGAUCAGGAAGGGGAAAUAUCGCAGCUAGCAGCAGUUGACAUUUUUGUCAGUACUGUUGACCCGUUAAAGGAACCCCCAAUUGUGACAGCCAAUACUGUACUAUCAAUUCUUUCUGUUGACUACCCAGUGGAUAAGGUCUCCUGUUAUGUCUCUGAUGAUGGUGCUGCUAUGUUGACAUUUGAGGCUCUUGCCGAGACAUCAGAAUUUGCUAGGAAAUGGGUUCCUUUCAGUAAGAAAUAUGCCAUUGAACCGCGAGCACCUGAGUGGUACUUUUCAAAGAAAAUUGACUAUUUGAAAGAUAAGGUCCAACCAUCGUUUGUCAAAGAUCGUAGAGCAAUGAAGAGAGAAUAUGAAGAAUUCAAAAUUCGAAUCAAUGGACUUGUUGCAAAAGCAACGAAAGUUCCUGAAGAAGGAUGGGUGAUGCAAGAUGGUACCCCUUGGCCUGGAAACAACACCAGAGACCAUCCAGGAAUGAUCCAGGUUUUCUUGGGCCAAAGUGGAGGACUUGAUACUGAGGGUAAUGAACUUCCACGUUUAGUCUAUGUUUCUCGUGAAAAGCGUCCCGGGUUCCAACAUCACAAGAAGGCUGGUGCCAUGAAUGCACUUGUUCGAGUAUCAGCUGUCCUUACUAAUGGACCUUUCUUAUUGAAUCUUGAUUGUGAUCAUUACAUAAACAACAGCAAGGCCUUGAGGGAAGCUAUGUGUUUUAUGAUGGAUCCCAACCUUGGAAAAAAUGUUUGCUAUGUUCAAUUUCCACAGAGGUUUGAUGGUAUUGAUAGAAAUGAUCGAUAUGCCAAUCGUAAUACCGUUUUCUUUGAUAUUAACUUGCGAGGAUUGGAUGGUAUUCAAGGCCCUGUUUAUGUGGGUACAGGAUGUGUCUUCAAUAGAACUGCUUUAUAUGGUUAUGAUCCUCCUAUUAAACCCAAGCAUAAAAAACCUGGACUUAUUUCUUCACUUUGUGGUGGAGAUCGAAAGGGCUCAAAAUCUGGCAAGAAAGGCUCAAAAAAGAAAUCUAGCAAGCAUGUUGAUCCAACUGUGCCCAUCUUUAGUCUAGAGGAUAUAGAAGAAGGGGUGGAAGGUGCUGGAUUUGAUGACGAGAAAUCCCUACUCAUGUCACAAAUGAGCCUCGAGAAAAGGUUUGGCCAGUCUGCUGUUUUUGUUGCAUCUACACUUAUGGAAAAUGGCGGCGUUCCUCAGUCUGCAACUCCAGAAACUCUCCUUAAGGAGGCAAUUCAUGUUAUCAGUUGUGGUUACGAAGAUAAAUCAGAAUGGGGAACUGAGAUUGGAUGGAUCUAUGGUUCCGUCACAGAAGAUAUUCUUACUGGAUUUAAGAUGCAUGCCCGCGGUUGGAGGUCUAUAUACUGCAUGCCCAAGCUUGCAGCAUUUAAAGGUUCAGCUCCCAUCAAUCUUUCUGAUCGUUUGAACCAAGUGCUUCGGUGGGCUUUAGGUUCCGUCGAAAUUCUACUAAGUCGACAUUGUCCCAUCUGGUAUGGUUAUAGUGGAAGACUAAAGUGGCUCGAGAGGUUCGCCUAUAUAAACACCACAAUCUAUCCAAUCACUUCCAUUCCCCUCCUCAUGUAUUGUACCUUGCCCGCCGUCUGUCUCUUGACUAACAAGUUCAUUAUUCCACAGAUUAGUAACAUUGCGAGUAUAUGGUUUAUAUCUCUCUUUCUUUCCAUCUUUGCAACCGGUAUCCUAGAGAUGAGGUGGAGUGGUGUUGGAAUUGACGAAUGGUGGAGAAAUGAACAAUUUUGGGUUAUUGGUGGUGUUUCAGCUCAUCUUUUUGCUGUGUUCCAAGGUUUACUCAAAGUACUUGCUGGAAUUGACACAAACUUCACUGUUACCUCAAAAGCAUCUGACGAAGACGGAGACUCUGCAGAACUAUACAUGUUUAAAUGGACAACACUUCUCAUUCCACCAACCACUCUUCUUAUUAUUAACCUUGUCGGAGUCGUUGCUGGAAUCUCCUACGCCGUUAACAGUGGCUACCAAUCAUGGGGACCACUCUUCGGUAAACUUUUCUUUGCAUUUUGGGUGAUCAUCCAUUUAUAUCCUUUCCUUAAAGGUCUUAUGGGACGCCAGAACCGAACGCCAACCAUCGUGGUUGUUUGGUCCAUUCUUCUUGCAUCCAUCUUUUCGCUUCUAUGGGUUCGAGUCGACCCUUUUACAACACGAGUCACCGGUCCUGAUUCUCAGAUGUGUGGAAUCAACUGCUAGAGAAAAUAAAAGUUGGCAGAUUGAAUAACUUGUCAGUUGCCAAUUGCCACUCCACUGUUGUGAUUGUAUUGCAAUUCUUUUGUUUACAGGUUACAGUUAUUUUUCUUUUUUAUAUUUAUUUGUUCAUGCAUGUUGUUUAAAUUAUGUGCAGUUGUUGGACUAUACAGAAGAUAACAAAUUAGAAUCAAGUUAUUUUUGAGGGUGUUAUUAUUUUAUUUUUUUUUGGGUCUGUAAGGGUGUUAUUUUUUGUAUAAUUAUUAUUUUGAACACACCUCCUAUUUUUUGGGAGAAGCUAUUUAUUGUUGUUAAACUAUUUAUCAGAAGAGCACACAUGUAUACAAGUUUAUGUUAUCAUACAUAUUUUCUUCAUA
This is a messenger RNA of Vicia villosa (hairy vetch), 4014 nucleotides long. RefSeq names its product cellulose synthase A catalytic subunit 3 [UDP-forming]-like. The transcript is spliced from 15 exons. Lineage: Eukaryota; Viridiplantae; Streptophyta; Magnoliopsida; Fabales; Fabaceae. Gene Ontology annotation, molecular function: cellulose synthase (UDP-forming) activity. Gene Ontology annotation, cellular component: plasma membrane; trans-Golgi network. The record is from RefSeq and is a predicted model, not a curated record. The coding region runs from base 413 to 3643 and encodes 1076 amino acids. Gene Ontology annotation, biological process: cellulose biosynthetic process; plant-type primary cell wall biogenesis.